Molecule: messenger RNA, 1855 nt
Organism: Didymella exigua CBS 183.55
Lineage: Eukaryota; Fungi; Ascomycota; Dothideomycetes; Pleosporales; Didymellaceae
Exons: 4
Coding region: 210-1676 (488 amino acids)
Source: RefSeq, a predicted model, not a curated record
CACCAUGGAUGCUGACCCGCGUGUCGCGCGUAGGGUAGAGAUCCUGUAAGCGGGAGGCCUGAGUGUCGUUCUUCCCAUGGAUCUGGGAUUUCGGACUUCGACUCUCUUCAAAUGCAGUUGAAAUAAUCCGAAACACACCUGAAAGCGCUGAUGAUACAACGAGAGGCCUUGCAUAUUAUUUGAGUGAGCGACACAACAACAGAGACAUCAUGAUGUAUCUACCAAAGGACAGUCUGCUGGCUCUGGUCUGGGCCAGCGCUGCGCUUGCGACGCCAUUGAUUGUGGAACCAAUCCGAAGUCAUGACCUCGCGGCGCGUGAUGAUACUCCAUGUCCAACAUCUGGGUACUUAUCGAAGAAUGGCAUGAACUUUACGACAUAUUGCAACCAUAAUAACCCUGGACAUGAUGCCAUGGACAUCAAAUAUUUCACAUCUCCCUCUAUGGCGGACUGUAUGGAGCACUGCUCGCGCUACUGGGGGAACAGCGAAGGCUGCUACGGCGUGGUAUGGCGCGAAGACAGCAAAUGCUGGAUCCGCGACAGCAACACAACCGUCGGCAGUGUUGUUGUCUCAACAGACGGUACCCAUUCUGCGCUCAUCGCCUCGGAUACAUACGAAGAGAUCGACACAUCGUGUCCCAGCACCGACCUCAGCACGCACACAAUCGAUGGCCUGCCCGGACUCGGCUACACGCUUCAAUGCAACAAAGACAUCAAUGCCUUUGAUACAUGUUGGUCUGGCUAUCCCAAGCCAUGCUGGGACACACAACACGUCGAGGGUCUAUUUAUUGGCUUCUACCACACCACGACCCUAGAAGAGUGCGUACAGAUAUGCGCCGACCAGUCUCCGCUCUGCAAAGGCGUAUCCUGGAACCCCGACUACAGCAUCGGGUUUGCCAACUGCUGGCCAAAAACGGGAUGGUCUGACGACACGCUCAUGACACCAAGCACAAAAGCCGGCAUCAUACACUCUGUAACCAUCACGUCGUUUGACCGCAUCGACACCACUUGUCCGUCCGACACUACAUACUCAACGACUAGCAAUCACAACUUCGAUAUUCAUUGCGGCCAGCUCAACGAGGGCACGAAUCUCACGCAGAUCCACACGCAAAACAUCACAGCGUGCAUGGACUCGUGCGCCACGACAAACAACUGCAUCGGCGUCGUCUUCGACUCAACACUGCAAAACGGAUUCAAAAACUGCUAUCUGCAGAACACAACGAGCACGCUCAGCGAAAAGGCAUCGGCAACAUUCGCCGCACUAUCGGGAUCUGCAAUACCCUCAUCCAGCUCAUCACCCAGCAGCACCUCCACACCCGACCCCAGCUCCAGCUCCAGCUCCGGCUCUAGCUCCAGCUCCGGCUCCAGCUCCAGUUCGAGCAGUGCCUGGAUUGCGGGCCCCGUGAUCGGCGGUCUGGCCGGCCUGGCUAUAAUCGGCGGCGCAGCGUUCUGGUGGCGACGGCGUCGGGCUAAUGAUGCAACGAUGGGCGAGAAGCAUGAGGGUGUUCAGUACGAUGCUGCGCCGAUGCAUAGCCCGGGUCUGGCGCAUGGUGCGCCACAGCAGACGGCGUACUUUGAUGCGCAUGAAGCGGAUCCCGGGGCGAUGAGGAGCGAGAUGCCAGCUACGACCAAGUAUGCGCAUCGUACGGGGGAGGGGGAGGUGCAUGAGGCGCCGUGAGCGGAUGGGGGCUCACUGGUGUGUGGCCGUGGGCGGCAGGUCGUGGAUGACACCGCGGGCUGAUCGUUACAGUGCACUCUAGACCAGUUGAACAUGUAUUCCGAGCGUUGUUUUGUGAUACCAUGACUGCCUUUAGCGUUUUUACUGUACUUAAUCGAUGAUAUUCUGUGUCUUCCCGC